This is a messenger RNA of Neolamprologus brichardi, 1595 nucleotides long. NCBI's taxonomy places the organism in Eukaryota, Metazoa, Chordata, Actinopteri, Cichliformes, Cichlidae. The record is from RefSeq and is a predicted model, not a curated record.
UGUUUCGGAUUUUGGUACUAAGAUAUCUUUUUCCUUUUCUUCCACUGUUAUACACCAACAUGUGCACAUUUGUAAGAAAAUGUUGUUCAUGCUCCACUGCAGUGCACGUACAUCCAGAUCCCUCAGGUGGAGCAGACCAACGCUGUGGUCCUCAGCAAACCUGCAUGGAUGUGGGGAGCUGAAAUGGGCGCCAGUGACAAAGGGGUCUGUAUUGGGAAUGAGGCAGUCUGGACCCGAGAGCCCGUCGCACCGGGAGAGGCUCUGCUGGGCAUGGACCUUGUCCGACUGGGGCUGGAGCGUGGUGACAGCGCCCGGGCAGCACUGACGGUGAUCACCAGCCUCCUGGAGCAGCAUGGCCAGGGCGGGCAGUGCAGGGAAGCUCCCGAACCCUUCAGCUACCACAACACCUUCCUCCUUGUGGACCGCAGUGAGGCUUGGGUGCUGGAGACAGCCGGGAGGCUUUGGGUGGCACAGAAAGUCUCAGAGGGUGUUAAGAACAUCUCCAACCAGCUCACCAUUGGCAGCGAGAUCUCCACAGAGCACCCGGACCUGCGGAGCGUGGCCAAAGCUCAGGGCUGGUGGGACGGUGAGGGAGAAUUUAACUUCUCGCAUGUGUUUAGUCCCGAGAACCCGCCGGCCAGGAUGGAGCUGGCCAAGCAGCGCUACAGGGGAGGCACGGAGCUGCUCCAGCAACAUGAUGGAUCAGUGACGGCAGAGGUGAUGAUGUCCAUUCUGAGGGACAAACCCAGCGGCAUCUGCAUGAACUCUGGAGGUUUCUGCACCACAGGCAGCAUGGUUUCCAUCCUGCCCAGAGACACCGCUCUGCCCUGCAUCCACUUCUUCACUGCCACCCCAGACCCAUCCAGGUCUGUAUUCAAGCCUUUUAUCUUCUCGGACUGUCCCACCCCAGUGCCGAGGGUGGUCUCCCCACAGUUUGGCCCGGACGACCCUGCGAGGAAGCAGCCUCGCUUUCAGAGCCAGGUGGACCGCAGACAUGACCUCUACAAGGCCCAUCAGGUGGCGCUCAACACCAUGGAGACCAACCCGGAUGAAGGUCUAGCUGUCUACAACAUUUUAAGGGACCUGGAGUCUCAGUGUCUGAGCGAGAUCGCAGCCAUGCUCAGCGGAGAGAUACCCGGAGAGGAACUGGGGGACUUAUUUUUUGAUUGCGUGGACACUGAGAUUAAGUUCUACCAGUGAGGAGCGCCCUCAGGUGGAUACUCGUUGUGCUCACAGAGUGGCAGGAGAAGGCCCUGGGACCGUUGCAGACUCCAGCGUUUCUCGUGUUGGCUUCCGCCUCACUUCCGCACCGCACAUCUCUGUCCCCAUACCAUCCUUAACACAGAAUGUCUUAACAGCACAUGUGAUUGGAGCAUAUUUAUCAUCCGUGUCGCCCAGGGAGCAAUGACUGCACCUCAUUAGUGAGAAAUAUGAUGUAGACUACACAGGCGCCUAUGUAGAGCUGUGUGACGUUGCACAAAUACUGUGAGUACGGCAUUCGUUUAACUUUUUGUUUCAUGUUGCAAAUGAACGGGUUGUCAUUCGUUUGAUGGCUCCCUGUAGGGAAGGAUAUAAUAAAGUUAAUAAAGUCCUGA